CACAAAUCUAUUCCUGUAUUUAAUUACUGUGCAAGUGGACCCAAGACACUGCUCGCCUCUCUAAGGAAACAUGAAGCAGCACGGGUCUUGUAGAGGUGUCCUCUUCCUAUGUAUAGUCCUGCAGUCUUUCUUCUCUGGUUUGGCAUUCAACAGACUUCCAUAUUUUUAUAACAGCUUCUUUGAUACGUACCUGCUAAUAAAUGAAGAUACACCAGUUGGAACGUCAGUGACACAGCUACUUGCCCGAGACCCCGACAAUGACAAACUGGUGUAUGGAGUUGUGGGAGAUGAAGCCAGUAGAUUUUUUGCUGUAGAAAGUGAGACUGGAGUUGUUUGGCUACGACAGCCCUUGGACCGAGAGACUAAAUCAGAGUUCACAGUUGAAUUUUCUGUCAGUGACAGCCAGGGGGUUAUAAAGGGCAAAGUGAAUAUACAAGUUGGGGAUGUGAAUGACAAUGCACCUACCUUUCACAACCAGCCAUAUACAGUGCGAAUACCAGAGAACACACCUGUGGGAACGCCAAUAUUCAUUGUCAACGCAACAGAUCCUGACCAGGGUACUGGAGGCAGCGUAUUAUACUCUAUCCAACCACCUUCCAGUUUUUUUACCAUAGACAAAUCUCGUGGAAUUGUGACUGUGAUUAGCCCCCUGGAUUAUGAGGUCACUCAGGCCUUUCAGCUACAAGUUAACGCAACGGAUCAAGACAAAACCAAACCUUUGUCAACGUUAGCGAACUUAGCCAUCACGAUCACUGACAUACAGGACAUGGACCCCAUCUUUAUGAACCUACCUUACAGCACCAACAUUUAUGAAAAUUCACCUCCAGGAACUACUGUCCGUAUGAUAACCGCAAUAGACCAGGACAAAGGACGUCCCAGAGGAAUUGGUUAUACUAUCGUAUCUGGUAACACCAACAGCAUCUUUGCAUUGGACUAUAUUAGCGGCGCCUUAACACUGAACGGACAGCUGGAUAGAGAAAAUCCCCUGUAUUCUUCUGGAUUCAUUCUGACAGUAAAGGGGACAGAACUACUGGAUGACCGCAGUCCGUCUAAUGCAACAGUGACCACUACAUUCAAUAUUCUUGUUAUUGACAUCAAUGACAAUGCACCGGAGUUUAACAGCUCAGAGUACACCGUCAGUAUCCCUGAGCUGGCACAGCUGGGGUUUGCUUUGCCCUUGUACAUCCAAGUUCAGGAUAAAGAUGAGGGACUGAACAGCGCUUUUGAGGUUUACUUAGUUGGGAACAACUCGAAUCACUUUAUAAUUUCUCCAACCUCCAUACAAGGGAAGGCGGAUAUUCGCAUGAGAGUCGCUGUGCCACUGGAUUUUGAAACAAUUCCACGCUAUGAAUUCUCUCUUUUUGCAAAUGAGAGUAGCUUGGACCAUGUAGGAUUUUCUCGUGUUAAAAUCAAUCUUAUCAACGAGAAUGAUAACCGACCUAUCUUCAGCCAGUCACUGUACAACAUCAGCCUGUUUGAGAAUGUUACAGUUGGAACCACUAUCCUGACAGUAUCUGCUACAGAUAAUGAUAUUGGUACAUUUGGCAAAGUGACAUAUCUGUUCAGUGAUGACCCUGACAGGUUUUCGCUUGACAAAGACACAGGUGUGAUCACCCUUAUCUCACGGUUAGAUUUUGAAACCACCCAGCGGUACACCCUCACAGUCAUUGCUAGGGAUGGGGGAGGCGAGGAAACCACAGGACGGGUACGCAUUAAUGUUCUGGAUGUCAACGACAAUGCUCCAAUUUUUCAGAAAGAGUCCUAUUUGGCAGCCAUCCGUGAAAAUGAGCCUUCUGUGGUAUCAGUCAUCAAACUUAGGGCUACUGAUGAAGAUUCUCCCCCAAACAAUCAAAUUACAUACAGUAUUUUGAACGCUACCGUAUUUCGGAACUAUUUUGAGAUAACCAUCACUGAAGGGUAUGGAGUGAUCACUGUGACUCGCCCCCUGGAUUACGAGCAAAUUUCUAAUGGCGUUAUCAUUCUGACAGUUAUGGCUAAAGAUGCUGGCGUACCUUCCUUAAAUAGCACAGUCUCCGUCAGCAUUGAAGUGUUUGAUGAGAAUGACAACCCUCCCACAUUCAGCCAGUCGUCAUAUGUCAUCACAGUUUUGGAGAACAUCAUGGCAGGAGCAACAGUGCUGUUUUUGACAGCUAUUGAUCUAGAUCGCUCAAGAGAAUUCGGGCAAGAGUCUAUCAUAUAUUCCCUGGAUGGACCCCCGCAAUUUCGGAUCAACGCCCGGUCAGGAGAAAUUACUACAACAACGUUACUAGAUCGAGAAGCUAAAUCUGAGUACAUCUUAAUCAUCCGGGCUGUAGACGGAGGAGUUGGUCCUAAUCAGAAGAUUGGCAUCGCGACUGUUAAUAUCACUUUAUUGGAUAUCAAUGACAAUGCACCACAAUGGAAGGACGAGCCGUACAUUAUAAACCUGGUGGAGAUGACACCUCCUGAUUCAGAUGUCACCACGGUUGUAGCUGUUGACCCGGACCUGGCGGAAAAUGGCUCGUUGGUUUACAGCAUUAGUCCUGCUAACAAGUACUACACUCUGAACAGCACCACAGGAAAGAUCCGCACGACGGGAGUGGUUCUGGAUAGAGAAAACCCAAAUGUAUCCGAUGCAGAAAUGAUGAGAAAAAUUAUUAUCUCUGUGACCGAUAGGGGAAGACCACCUCUCCGUGCAACAAGCAGCACUACUGUGAUUGUAAACCUGUUGGAUCUCAACGAUAAUGAUCCAACAUUUCAGAACCUGCCGUUUGCUGCUGAAAUUCUAGAGGGCACAGCCAUCGGAUCAUCUGUAUUCCAGGUGGUAGCUAUAGACCUGGAUGAGGGGCUGAAUGGCCAGGUGACGUACCGUAUGCAGGUGGGGAUGCCUCGCAUGGACUUUGUCAUAAACAGCACCACAGGGCUCAUCACCUCUACAGCUGUACUUGACAGGGAGAGAACUGCAGAGUAUUUUCUCCGUGUAGUGGCCAGUGACUCAGGAACACCAUCAAAAAGUGCAACCAGCACCCUCACAGUCCGGGUUCUGGAUGUGAAUGAUGAAAGUCCUACUUUCUUCCCAACGUUCUACAAUGUUUCAUUGCCUGAAAGUGUCCCUCGGGAUUAUAUUGUUGCACGCCUGAACUGCACUGACGCUGAUACAGGACUCAAUGCCGAGCUCAGCUAUUUCAUAACUGGUGGAAACCAAGAUGGAAAAUUCAUGGUCGGUUUUCGGGAUGGGAUUCUUAGAACAGUUGUGAACCUUGAUCGGGAAACAAUGGCGUCCUACAAUCUAGUGUUGGAGGCGAUUGACAAUGGUCCUGCAGGAAACCGAAAAACAGGGACAGCCACUGUGUUUGUCACUGUACUGGACGUCAAUGACAACAAGCCGAUCUUCCUGAAGAACAGUUAUGAAGCCAGCGUUCCUGAGAAUGUCCCCUUCUCCAGCAGCAUUGUGCAGCUGGAUGCUACUGAUGACGAUGAAGGAGACAACGGGAGAGUCUGGUAUCGGAUUGUCAGUGGAAAUAGCAGAAACAAUUUCCGCAUUGAUGUCAGCACUGGUCUCAUUAUGCGUGGUGCCACGCCACUUGACAGAGAAACCAACUCUUCCCAUGUCCUAGUGGUAGAAGCUUAUAACGGUGAUCAAGGUCCAAUGAGAAGUUCUGUGAGGGUCAUUGUCUACGUUGAAGAUGUUAACGAUGAGCUGCCCGUUUUCACACAACAGCAAUACAGUCGCUUGGGACUGAGAGAGACGGUGGGUAUUGGGACCUCUGUCAUUGUUGUUCGUGCUACAGACAGAGACACAGGUGAUGGGGGGAUGGUGAUCUACAAGAUUAUAUCUGGCUCAGAUGAAAAAUUUGAGAUUGACGGAAGCACUGGUUUACUGACCACCAUCAAUUACCUAGACUAUGAAACUAAAAUCAGUUACUACAUGAAUGUAUCUGCCACUGACCAAGCACCUCCAUACAACCGCGGCUUCUGCACAAUUUAUGUCACAUUAAUGAAUGAACCAGACGAAAUAGUUCAGUUUUCAAACGCAGCAUAUGAAGCGGUGAUAUUUGAGAAUAUUGCAACAGGAACAGAAGUUUUGCGGGUACAAGCACGGUCAAUCGAUAACCUGAACCAGCUAACUUACAGGUUUGACCAGAACACAAACGCUCAAGCACUGGCCCUUUUCAAAAUUGAUGGAAUUACGGGAACAAUAACAGUAAAAGGUCUAGUGGAUCGAGAAAAGGGUGAAAUCUACAUAUUAACGGUGGUGGCUGAUGACGGUGGCCCUAAACAGGACGCGUCUGUGAUCUAUUUCUUUCUAAAGGUUACAAUUACUGUACUGGAUGAGAAUGAUAACAGCCCCCAGUUUGAUGCAACAUCAGAUUCUGUGGUCAGCGUGGCAGAGGACUGUCCCUUGGGAAGAAGAAUCGCCUUAGUUCUGGCGAGGGAUCCUGAUGCUGGAAACAACGGUCUGGUGACUUUCAGAUUAACUGCUGGAAAUGGUGCCAGCCAAUUUGAGAUCCGUACGACCAACAACACAUAUGGAGAAGUUUUCUUGGUAAAAACAUUGGACAGGGAAUCACAAGAGCUGUACUCCUUGAAGAUACAAGCAUCUGACAGUGGAUCCCCACCUCAGAGAUCUGAGCACACAUUAACAGUGAAUAUCCUGGAUGUCAAUGACAACCCACCUGUUAUUGAUAGCCCAUUUGGCUACAACAUCAGUGUCUACGAGAAUGUUGGUGGAGGAACGUCUGUGAUUCGAGUGAGCGCAACAGACAAGGAUAAGGGGCUUAAUAGUGUCCUCUCUUACUACAUCACACAAGGCAAUGAGGACCUCACUUUCCGCAUGGAUAGGCUAACCGGUGAAAUUGCUACAAGGCCAUCGCCUCCUGACCGCGAAAGACAGAGUUUUUAUCGACUGGUGGUGACGGUAGAGGACGAGGGAAACCCAGCACUUUCUGCUUCAACAACAGUUUUUGUAACCAUUCUGGAUGAAAAUGACAACUCUCCAGUAUUCCAGAGGUUGACAUAUGAGGUUACGCUGGAUGAGGGGCCACUUACUCUUAAUUCUGUCAUUAUCACCACCACAGCAGUGGAUCGGGAUGAAGGGCCCAAUGGAACAGUUUUAUACUCCAUUAUUGAAGGAAACUUGCUGGGAACCUUUAAUAUAAACAAUGCUACGGGGCUGAUUCGUGCUGUAAAGGAGCUAGAUUAUGAGGUUUGCCUGGGCCGAUACACCUUGGUAGUGACAGCCACAGACCAGUGCCCCAUUGUACAACGUCGCCUGACCUCUACCACCACAGUUUUGGUCAAUGUGAAUGACAUUAAUGACAACUGGCCAACAUUUCCAAAGUCGUAUGAGGGUCCUUUUGAGAUCCCUGAGGGUCAACCAGGUCCCAGGGUAUCAACUUUAAAGGCUGUUGAUGGAGAUGCUGGUCUCAAUGGGCAAAUUGAAUAUAGCAUUGUUGGGGGAGAUAUCCUUGGAGAGUUUGUGAUUUCCUCUGUGGAGGGUGAUCUGAGAGUACGUAAGGAUUAUGAGCUGGACCGAGAGAACAUUGCCUUUUAUAACAUUACUAUCAUGGCAAAGGACAGGGGCUUCCCUCCUUUCAGCUCUACGGCUUUGGUGGAGAUCCGUGUAUUAGACAUAAAUGACAAUGAUCCUGUGCUGCUUAACCUUCCCCUUAAUAUAACAAUCAGUGAGAAUACGCCAGUAUCAACGUCCAUCACUCGUAUUCUCGCUAGUGAUGCGGACACGGGGCGCAAUGCUAUCCUCACCUUUAACAUAAGUGCUGGGAACAUAGACAACACAUUCUACAUCAAUGAAAAUUCUGGCAUCGUAUAUGUAAAUCGCCAGCUGGACAGAGAGAAGAUCUCAGAGUACAGACUUACUGUGACUGUGAAGGACAAUCCUGAAAAUGCUCGGAACUCUAGGCGGGAUUUUGACCUGCUGGUUGUGACCAUUUCAGAUGAAAAUGACAAUCGUCCUGUGUUUACUCAGGGGUCAUAUGAGGCUGAAGUCAUGGAAAACUCUCCAGCAGGAACCACUAUCACAGUCCUCAAUGGACCUAUUUUAGCUUUAGAUAAUGACUUAGGACCUAAUGCUGUGGUGUCAUAUCGCCUUUUGGGGACUCAGGCCGAUCUGUUUACCAUAAUCAACACCACAGGUGUAGUGGUGGUGAGACCUGGAAAACUCAUAGACAGAGAAGCUUUCUCUGUCCCAACACUGGAUCUGACAUUGGUGGCAGAAGACAUUGGCAAGUUAAACAGUACAGCCAGACUAGCUUUAAGGAUUUUAGAUGCUAAUGAUAACAGACCUGUCUUCAGCACACCAAGUGUUGUGGUUCACCUCCGAGAAAACAGUCCCCCAGGUUUUUCUGUUGUACAGGUAGUGGCAACAGAUUUAGACAGUGGUCCAAAUCAGCAGCUAACUUACCGUAUUGAAAGUGGUGCCCAGGAUAGGUUUCUUAUUGAUACCACUACUGGGAUCAUUAGAGUCGCCAAUGUUACAGUGGACAGAGAGGAGAAAGAUACCUACAGGCUGAUGGUGGUAGCCUCAGACCAUGGUACCACUCCGUUGUCAGGAAGCACCACUGUCAACAUAUUAAUUGAUGAUGUUAAUGACUGCCCUCCAGAGUUUGUCAACCCCAUCCAAACUGUGAGUGUCUUUGAAUCAGCAGAGAUUGGCUUUGUUAUUGCUGAGGUUACUGCCAUUGACCGAGACUUAAACCCUCGCCUGGAGUACUAUAUCACUGAGAUAUUGGCCAGGGAUGAUACCAAUUCCCUUGUACCUAACCAACAAGGAGCAUUCCAAAUUGAUUUCAAAACAGGUGCCGUCAUGGUGAAGUCCACCUUAAACAGAGAGCUUGUAGCCACAUAUGACUUGUCAAUCUCUGUGUAUGACAAUGCUAGUGAGGUUGUGGACCGGUCAGUUAGUGUUCCUAAUGCAAAAUUAACUGUGAAUAUUCUAGAUGUAAAUGAUAACACACCACGAUUUCGCCCUUUUGGAGUCACUGUAUUUACGGAGAGAAUUGUGGAAGGUGCAACUCCUGGGACAACCUUAAUUUCAGUAUCUGCUGUUGAUCCAGAUAAAGGUCCCAACGGUCAGAUAACCUACUCGCUACAUAAUCUGAUACCAGUAGGUUAUCUGCAACUAGAAGAUAACACAGCAGGGAAGAUUAUCGCAAACCGCACUGUUGACUAUGAACAGGUUCAGUGGCUAAAUGUUACCGUCCGAGCAUCAGAUAACGGCGUUCCACCGCGAUCAGCAGAGAUUCCAGUCUACCUUCAGAUUGUAGAUAUCAACGACAAUAAUCCCAUCUUCAGCCAGCCCUCAUAUCAGAAACCGGUUUUUGAGGACAUCCAGCUGGGCUCCACUGUUUUGCAGAUUAAAGCCACAGACGCAGACUCCGGUCGGUUUGCCCUGAUACAGUACAGCCUUGUAGACGGAGAGGGCAAGUUUGGGAUCAAUCCUACUACGGGUGAUAUUUAUAUCCUAUCAGCACUGGACAGAGAAAAAAAGGACCAUUAUACACUGACUGCAAUUGCUAGAGAUAAUCCCGGAGAUAUUGCCAGCAACCGUCGUGAAAAUUCAGUGCAGGUGCUUAUCACAGUUCUGGAUGUUAAUGACUGCAGACCGCAAUUUGCCAAGAGCCAGUUUAGCACCAGCGUGUAUGAGAAUGAACCAGAGGGAACAUCUGUAAUCACCAUAUCUGCCACUGAUUUGGAUGAGGGUGACAAUGGCAUUGUGACUUACGACCUUCAGGGGCCUGGCGCAGACGCAUUUCACAUUGAUACAAACACCGGACUGAUAACAUCCCAGAGGUUGCUACAGUCCUUUGAAAGAUUCAACCUUACAGUUGUAGCCACGGACAAAGGCCGACCCCCCCUCUGGGGCACCACCAUGUUAAGAGUGGAAGUUAUUGAUGUCAAUGACAAUCGUCCUGUAUUUGUUCGACCUCCCAAUGGAACCAUCCUUCAUAUAAAAGAGGAAAUACCACUGAAGUCAACAGUGUACGAAGUAUAUGCCACUGACAAUGAUGAGGGUCUGAACGGCGCUGUACGGUACAGCCUUCUUAAACCUGGAGCUGGGAAUAAAGACUGGGAAUAUUUCAGCAUUGAUUCAACCAGUGGACUUAUACAAACAGCGCAAAGACUCGACCGUGAGAAGCAGGCGGUUUACAACCUUAUCAUUGUUGCCUAUGACCUCGGCCAGCCGGUGCCUUAUGAGACGAUGCUCCCACUGCAAGUGGAACUUGAUGAUAUUGACGAUAAUGAGCCCAUUUUUGUCAGACCCCCUCGCGGUGCACUGCAGUAUCAAACCCUUUUGGUCCUUGAACACUCCAGACCGGGAACUGUUGUGGGGAAUGUGAGCGGUGCGGUGGAUUCUGAUGAAGGCUCCAAUGCUAUAGUGUAUUAUUUCAUUGCAGCUGGUAAUUUGGAAAACAAUUUCCACCUGACCCCAGAAGGGAAGUUGACAGUGCUGCAAAACCUGGACCGAGAGAGAGAACCGUAUUACUCCAUCAUUGUCAAAGCCUCAAGUAAUAGGUACUGGAGAGCCCGUAAGAGCCUUAGAACAUCCAACAUACAGAACUUUGAUCCCAGCACAGAUUCUACACUGCAGGAAGUGAGGAUUUAUCUAGAAGAUAUCAAUGACCAACCUCCUCGCUUCACAAAAACUGAAUACACAGCAGGUGUUGCAACUGAUGCAAAGGUCGGCUCGGAGUUAAUAAAAGUGCUUGCGCUAGAUGCAGACGUGGGGAACAACAGUCUGGUGUUUUACAGUAUUCUGGGCAUACAGUACAUUAAGCUGCACUCCAAUGAUUCAGAUGCUGUAAAAAAUGUCUUUGUCAUAGGAAAUGUGGAUGGGAUUAUUCGCACCUUUGACUUGUUUACAGCUUACAGCCCGGGCUAUUUUAUAGUGGAUAUCAUGGCCGCGGACCUGGCUGGACACAAUGACACCGCUGUGGUUGGAAUAUAUAUAUUAAAGGAUGACCAGCGUCUUAAAAUUGUUAUUAAUGAGAUUCCAGACAGAGUGCGCGAAUUUGAGGAGGAAUUUAUACGGCUUCUGUCAAACAUCACAGGUGCUAUAGUGAACACUGAUGAUGUGCAGUUUCACGUUGACAAGAAGGGACGAGUGAACUUUGCACAAACCGAUAUGCUGAUUCAUGUAGUAAACCGCGAUACCAACAGAAUUUUGGAUGUGGAGAGAGUUAUUCAGAUGAUUGAUGAAAAUAAGGAGCAGCUACGAAAUCUUUUUCGAAAUUACAAUGUGUUGGAUGUCCAGCCCGCAACUGCUGCCAGAGCCCCCGAGGACCUGUCUGCCCUGCAGAUGGCAAUUAUCAUCCUGGCUAUUCUGCUUUUCCUGGCAGCCAUGUUGUUUAUCCUCAUGAACUGGUACUACCAGACUGUGCACAAGAGGAAAUUGAAAGCAAUAGUGGCAGGAUCAACUGGCAACAGAGGAUUUAUGGAUAUUCUUGAUAUGCCAAAUACCAAUAAGUACUCAUUCGAAGGGGCAAAUCCAGUGUGGCUAGAUCCGUUCUGCAGAAACAUGGAGCUGGCGGCUCAAGCAGAGCAUGAGGACGACCUACCUGAAAACCUAAGUGACAUCACCGAUCUCUGGAACAGCCCAGCAAGGACACAUGGAACCUUUGGACGAGAACCAACAGCUACCAAACCAGAAGAUGACAGAUACCUACGUGCAGCAAUACAAGAGUACGAUAACAUCGCUAAACUUGGUCAGAUUAUGCGUGAAGGACCAAUUAAGUUGAUCCAGAAUGAUUUGGAUGAAGAUGAUGACCAAAGCCCAAGACAGGGAUCCCUCCGUUUCCGGCACAAGCAGCCCAUUGAACUAAAGGGUCCAGAUGGAAUUCACGUUGUUCAUGGCAGCACUGGAACGCUGUUGACCUCUGACCUUAAUAGUUUGCCUGAGGAUGACCAGAGAGGUCUUGGCCGAUCUCUGGAGACGCUCAAUACAGACACUGGUGCCUUUAUUGACAGAAAUGCUCGUACAGAGUCUGCAAAGUCUACACCAAUGCACAAAAUGAGAGAGACCAUUGUAGAAAGUCCUUUGGAGAUAACAGAAUUAUGACUAGAGGUGGCCUCAUUGGUCUAGCAGUGAAGAAGCGAGUACUGUGGCAGAACUACAGCAUCAUGCAACAAAAGAAUGUGUUUGCUGGUGAAAGCUUGAGUUAGGCCAAUGAAGAGCACAAAAGCGUAUCCAGAGAAUCUAGUGUUAUAUGAUGUUCACUGGUCAACUGUAAACUUGAAGGAUUUCAAAAUCAAUUGUCCAAUAGUGUUAAAAGAAACUAUAUAAGGAAGAAAGGGAGGAAAGUUAUUUUUAAGAAAAAGAUGCAGUAUUGAGAUGAACAAACCGAUGCUGAGCAUGGCCCAGUACCACAGAUUCUUUUCUGCGGGCAGUUAAAGACUCUUCUGGUCUAGAACUUAAGUUUCUAUAAAAAGUUAACACU
Molecule: messenger RNA, 10433 nt
Organism: Bombina bombina (fire-bellied toad)
Lineage: Eukaryota; Metazoa; Chordata; Amphibia; Anura; Bombinatoridae
Gene: CDH23
Product: cadherin related 23
Exons: 67
Coding region: 71-10054 (3327 amino acids)
Biological process (GO): homophilic cell-cell adhesion
Cellular component (GO): plasma membrane; cell-cell junction
Molecular function (GO): calcium ion binding
Source: RefSeq, a predicted model, not a curated record